This is a messenger RNA of Molossus molossus (Pallas's mastiff bat), 1905 nucleotides long. RefSeq names its product leucine rich repeats and transmembrane domains 1 (gene LRTM1). The transcript has 3 exons. The coding region runs from base 173 to 1309 and encodes 378 amino acids. The record is from RefSeq and is a predicted model, not a curated record. NCBI's taxonomy places the organism in Eukaryota, Metazoa, Chordata, Mammalia, Chiroptera, Molossidae. Gene Ontology annotation, molecular function: protein binding. Gene Ontology annotation, cellular component: extracellular matrix.
UGAUCUCAGGGAGGUCGCCACUGUCAGAAAGAAGAGGGGCGCAGUCAAAAGCUCCUCUCGUGGGAAACAACCCCGGCCAGAUGGAGACGGAAGGGCUGCUUGAAUAAGUGGCCCCCGAAAGCCACCGCCGUGCUCUGCCUUGGAGGAAGCUCGGCAGGGCUCCGGACAGCGGAUGCGAAGCUGGACCGCGAGCUGGCCAUGCCCUCGGCGCGCUGACCUGCCAGUGCUAACGGUGGGCUGCGGGGUCAACACGGAUGCCUGUGGAGACUCAGCCAUGAAAGGUGACCUGCUCCUGCUGUCGAGCGUGGUUCUCCUGCUGCGGGUGGUGUGGGGCUGCCCGGAGAAGUGCCAGUGUCACCCCGCCUCGGGUUCUGUGGACUGCGGCCAGCGGGGUCUGGCUGAGAUCCCUCCCGACCUGCCACCUCAGACACGAACACUGUAUUUGCAAGACAACCAGAUACACCAGCUCCCGGCUUCUGCAUUUAGGUCAGUGCCACAGCUCACAACCUUGAACCUGGGCAACAAUUCCCUUUCAACCCUGGCCCCCGGAGCUUUCCAUGGACUGCAGCACUUGCAGGUCUUAAACCUAACCCAGAACUCCCUGCGUUCCGUGGAAAGCAGACUGUUCCGUUCCCUCCCACGGCUGCGGGAGCUCGAUGUGUCCGCCAACAACAUCGGCCACCUUGCCGCCUCCCUGGGCGAGUGCUGCAGGAACCUAACCGUGCUUGCGGUCCAGCAAAACCGGCUUCAGCAGCUGGACCGCGCGCUCCUAGAAUCCAUGCCCAGCGUGAAGUUCUUGUUUCUCAAGAACAACCUCUGGAAAUGCAAUUGCCACUUGGUCGGUCUCAAACUCUGGCUGGAGAAAUUUAUCUACAAAGGGGGAGUAAUGGACAGUGUCAUCUGUGUGUCACCGGACACUUGGAAGGGAAAGGACCUCCUUAAAAUCCCUCAUGAGCUGUACCAGCCCUGCCCUUCUCCCUCUCCAGACCUGGAGUCCUCCCAGGUGCCGCUGGGCUCUGCCCCCUGGGCUGUCCCGAGGUCUCCUGAGAGCCACAGUGCAGGGGAGCAAGAACACUCGGAGUGUGAGCUCAAACCCAAGCCCAGGCCGGCCAAUCUGCGUCACGCCUUGGUCACUGUCAUCAUCGGCGGGGUUGCAUGUGGGAUCCUGUGUCUCCUGAUGUUGGUGGCCACCAUCUAUGGCUGCACCUAUGCAGCCAUCACAGCCCGAUACCAUGGGGCACCCUUGGCUCAGACCACCGAGCCCAAGAAGACAGAAGGAAAAGAGCUAUUGGACAGCUCGCCAGCUUGAGGGCCUUCACCUCGAAUAGGAAUAAUCACUUCUGGUCAGAGACCGUGUCUGAGGAGGGCUGUUGUGUCUGUUCACUGUUACUGCCUCACUUUGCUUUUUCCAAAAGAAAAGGGUGAAAAAGGGUGCGUCCGUAAAAAAAUAUUCCUGGGAAGACGUUUCUGUUGCGAUUUAAAAAAUACUGUAGAUGAAAUAGAGAUGAUACUUGCGUUCUGUGCCCGAGAAGUUAUUCGGAUGAUUCUAUGUGGGAGAAGGCCACGCACAGAGAAGGGGAGACGCCAUCUCGUUAAGGUUCUCUUUCCUGCAUAAGCUGCUCUUCCAGACAUUCAAACACGUGUGCCAGUCAGCAUUCCUGGGAGCUUUCUGAGCCUGGAAGGCUGCCCAGUGGUGAGUGCCUGGGAAGAAGCUGGCGAUCUUACCCAAGGGGCACCGAAUGCCUCUAUAAUUCAAGUUCAUGCUAGAUUGGUGAUACUUUUAGAUGUUGUGUAUGUUACAUAUUUAAUGGGAGUGUCUGUUGGUUGGGAAUUUCGUAGUAUGCCACAAGAGUCAGAUUAAAUUUAAUUUUCUAAAUCAGAAAACCAUUUGGGGCUUUUCUAGGC